Molecule: messenger RNA, 915 nt
Organism: Malassezia restricta
Lineage: Eukaryota; Fungi; Basidiomycota; Malasseziomycetes; Malasseziales; Malasseziaceae
Product: lipase
Exons: 1
Coding region: 1-915 (304 amino acids)
Biological process (GO): lipid metabolic process
Source: RefSeq, a predicted model, not a curated record
AUGCUCUUCAAUCGUAUUGCUCUGUUUGCUGCAAGCUGCGCGGCUCUUGUAUCUGCCGGUCCAUUGAACUUUCAUGCCGGUAGUUCGAAGGAUCAGCCAGUCUCCAACAACUGGAACACUAAGGAAAUCUCGCAGGCCGCAGGUCUUGUUCAACAGACCUACUGUGACCGUUCCACUACUAAGCCUGGUCUGAAGAUCGGAGAUUCUACUCUUCUUUUCACUGCUGGUAAUGGUGAUCAUCGCCAGCGCUUCAAUCUGUACCACUCGGAGAGCCUUGGAAUUGCCGUGGCCAUUGAAGGUACAAACCUGACCUCGAUUACGUCUGAUCUCCAUGAUGUCAAGGGUCUACCUGUCUUGCCUCAUCCGCGCUACCGCUCGCAUUAUCCUGAGGGCACAAGGGUGAUGCAUGGCUUCCAGGAGGCCUACGUCAGUAUCAUGGACGAUAUGGUACGCGCUAUCGAAAAGUACAAGAAGGAAAAGAAUGAGAAACGAGUCACCAUAAUUGGUCACUCGCUGGGUGCUGCUAUGGGUUUGCUUGCUGCUAUGGAUGUUGAACUUCGCCUGGAUGACGGUAUUUGCAAGACUUAUCUAUUUGGUCUGCCCCGCGUCGGUAACCCAACCUUUGCUGGAUUCGUUGACGAAAAGAUCGGUCAUAAGUUUUACUCAAUCAUCAAUGGUCAAGACUGGGUCCCCGCCGUCCCUCCUCGUGCCCUUGGUUAUCAGCACCCAUCGAACUACUUGUGGAUUUACCCAGGUAACUCGACUAAUGCUAAGAUCUAUCCCGGCCAGGAAAACGUCCACGGUAUUCUUACUGUGCCCCGCGCCCCUAACUUCUACGACCACCAGGGCGUGUACUUCCACACUCAAAUCGGUGCUUCCUUCGGUCAGUGCCCUGCCAAGGUUGGCAACAUGUAA